AUGAGGAAAUGGAAGCAUCCGGGUGCUGCCACGGAUGGUGGUCGAAAUAAUACCGCACAGCAACCAACCAACAAUGUACAGCACAGCAAGCAACCGAACGUGGUGACCGGUGGCGCCACCUGGUUCAAUGCGGCCACACUGCUAACCAUCGCCAUUACGAUCAACCUCACCUGUACCGGAGUCACCAGUCAAGUUUGCGGUCCCCCGGCAGUGCCAGCGAACGCCAAGGUACACACAGAAAAGGCAAGCGACGGAAGUGGAGGGCUUAAGUCAGCCCGGUAUGAUUGCGAUGCCGGCUACGAACUGUUCGGUCCGGAUACAAUCCGCUGCGACCCAGCGAAAGGAUGGGACCGUGAGCUGCCAUUUUGCGGAACGAAUGUAGCGUACCGCAAACCGGUGAAUCAAUCGUCCGCGACCCGCUCGGGUCCGGCAGGGUUCGCCAACGAUGGUAAACCGGGCAACCAAAACCCGGAUGGCCAGGAGUGUUCCGAAACGCAGAAGGAAGUAUCACCCUGGUGGCGGGUGGAUCUGCUCACGCCGGAAGCAGUGCGCGUGGUGCGCAUUACUACGCGCGGCUGCUGCGGGCAUCAACCCCUGCAGGAUCUGGAGAUACGCGUCGGCAACAGUAGCAGCGACCUGCAACGGAAUCCGCUCUGUGCCUGGUAUCCGGGCACGGUGGACGAGGGUACGACAAAGUCGUUCACCUGCGCCCGACCGCUGAUCGGUCAGUACGUGACGGUGCAGUUGGUUGGCGUCGAGAGCAGCCUCAGUCUGUGCGAAGUGGAGGUAUUCUCCAACGACGAGUUCUCGUCGGACCGUUGCGCUUCGCCGAACUUGAGCGUCGAAACCGUGCUGACAACGUUUGCCAAGACUUGCUACGAGUUUCACAUUACGCGGGGCGAAAGCUUCGAGAAGGCACGGGCUGUCUGCAAAUCGCACGGUGGCGAUCUGAUACACGACUUCCGAGGUGUUACCACCGACUACAUCAUCUCGGAGCUGGAGCGCCGCAAAACCGAUCUUCGGACGCAGCUCGUGUGGAUCGGAGCACAGAAAGAACCAGGCAUUACGUCACGCACCUGGAAGUGGGUUAAUGGCGAUACAGUGCUUAAGCCAACAUGGGGUAAGGAUCAGCCGAACAACUACAACGGAGAGCAGAACUGUGUUGUGCUUGAUGGUGGUCGCAGCUGGCUGUGGAACGAUGUAGGCUGCAAUCUCGAUUACCUCAACUACAUCUGUCAGCAUAAUCCGCUGUCGUGCGGUUCGCCAGAAGCGCUGGUCAACACGACUAUCGUCGGCAGAAACUAUUCCGUCAGCGCCAACAUCACGUACCAGUGUCCCAUCGGCCAUUCGUUAAUUGGGGUCGAGAGUCGAACCUGCCAGCAAAACGGCAUUUGGAGUGGUGUACCGCCGGCGUGUAAAUAUGUCGACUGUGGUCCACUGCCAGAGAUCGAACACGGAGGAAUCAUUCUAUCGGAGCAGCGUACCAGCUUCGGUGUACAAGCGUCGUACACCUGCCAUGAGAACUAUACAUUAAUAGGUAACGAAAACCGUACCUGUCAGACGAACGGUUGGUCCGGCACUCAGCCCAAAUGUCUGAUAGAUUGGUGUCCGGAACCGCCACCAAUUCAGGGUGGUAAGAUAAAGGUGUCGGGACGUCGUGCCGGUUCCACCGCUUUGUACACCUGCGAUUAUGGCUUCGUGUUAAUCGGCGAACCAGUACUGUCGUGCGGGCUCGGUGGCAACUGGACCGGAAAGAUACCUGUUUGCCGUUAUGUGGAUUGCGGUAUGCCGGCGAGACCGGAUCGUGGCAAUAUGCUUUUGCUGAACGAUUCGACCACCGUCGGUUCCGUGGUGCGAUACUUCUGCGACGAUGAUUACUGGCUGGUUGGACCGCAGGAGUUAUACUGCACGAAGGAUGGCAAAUGGUCCGGCAGUGCACCGGCGUGCGAGUUGAUCACUUGUGAGACGCCACACGUACCACCCGGUUCGUAUGUGAUCGGGUACGACUAUAAUAUCCAUUCUUCGAUCCAGUAUCAUUGCGAUCCGGGGCAUAUCCUUCGGGGUGAGGAUACGCUGACCUGCCUGGAGUCAGGUCAGUGGAGUGGAGAUGCACCCGACUGUGAAUAUGUCGAUUGUGGGCCACUGACACCAAUACCGUUCGGAUCGCAUCGUUACCUGCAGAACACAACGUUCCUUGGUUCGGAAGUUGUCUACUCCUGUGCGAACUCGCAUCGCCUAGCGGGAGUGAACCGACGAAUUUGCCUCAAUACGGGCCUUUGGAGCGAGACGGCUCCACGCUGUGAGGAGAUACGGUGUACAGAGCCCACACUAACGCCCCACAGCUUUGUCAGCGUCACCGGUAAUGAUCGAAUGUACGGACGAACGCUAAUUCGCACCUCAGACGCGACAGUGAACGGUGCCCAAACGUUCCGGGUCGGAGCCCUAGCGAAGUACCGCUGUGAGCGUGGAUAUAAGAUUGUCGGUGAGGCACUGAUCACUUGCGAGGAAAAUGGGCUAUGGAGUGGCGAGAUCCCGGAGUGUGUUUAUGUGGACUGUGAAACACCACCAAAUGUUACUAGCGGAAAGGUUACAUUGGCAACAAAUGCGACAUAUUACGGUGCGGCGGCACUGUAUGAAUGUGAGGGUAAUUUUAAGCUGGAUGGUGUUUCGAGACGUUUGUGUCUGGAAGACGGUACCUGGAGCCAUGAGACGCCCCAGUGCGUGGAGAUCACCUGUAACGAGAUGAACGUUUCGGAUGCACUGCUCGUGAACUACGGCAGUCGAAAGGUUGGUGUGCAGGCGGAGUUCAGCUGCAGUAAGGGACGAUACAUGGUCGGGAACGGUACCCGUUCCUGUCUGCCAACGGGACACUGGUCCGGAAGGAAUCCUGUGUGCAAGUUGAUUGACUGUGGCCGUCCAGCGGAUAUUGAAAAUGGGCGCGUGAUCGUGGUGAACGAAUCGACGGUAUAUGGUGGCUCAGCAGAAUAUCACUGUGUGCCGCACUACAAUCGUAUUGGUCCCUACUUGCGCAAAUGUAUGGACGACGGCAAAUGGAGCGGCGAAGAGCCACGAUGCGAACUAAUUGUAAAUGAUGCGCAAGAGACGAACAGUCUCGGUACAGGCAUCGCCAUCGGUGCCGCCAUCAUUGUCAUCCUGCUGAUCCUAAUCGGCGUCCUGUUUCUCCACCGUAAUAAGGCACGGCCGGUUAAGAAUACCGAGAACGUGCAGGCGGCGGAACACAAGGAGGACCAGAAUGCAGCCGUCAUGUCCUACUCCAGCCUAGAAAAUGGUCGACAUAAUUUCGAUCUCACCAACCGGGGCGGGCUAGUCACGUUCAACACGUUCCACCAGUCCGGGGCGGGUCACCAUCCGCCACCACCCAGUCAGCUGACCCACAGCAACCAUAACAAUAAUCAUCUUAGCAGUAGCAACAACAACACCAGCUCGCGCAGCGGUAGCGAAAACAUCUACGACCAAAUACCGAGCGAACAGUUUUAUGAUGCACCGUACGAGAUGCGUACAAACGAGGAGGUGUACGAACCGGAACCGACCAGCCGUGGCAACAUCAUUACCAUCAAUGGUGUCAGUGUGCGGUGAGCGUUCGUACAUCAACCGACGUUGCGGGAUUGUAUGUGUGGCCGCUGAGGCAUUUGGUCCUCUAAGUUCCUUGAGCGCAGUAAAGCAAACCUGCCCUUGCUGCAACUGGUGGCAGUAUCGCACCGGCAGGAUUUGCCACGUUUUGGCCGAGGGUGUCAACAGUAUGAAAGAAAGGUAUGACUGCGAGUGAUUGUCUGGGAAAAAAAGAAUGUAUGAAAAUGAUGCAUGCGAGUGCAUUGCAAAGCAGCAGUGCAAUAUCUUUAAACACCACGUGAAAUGAAGUUACACGUUACAUCAUAUAGUUAUUGGGGGAAAAACACGUCCAUACAAUUAUAACGCAACAAUUGAAUAGCGUUUUGAACGUUCUUGAGCUAAAAUAUUAAUGUGUUACAAAGCGCAAUACAAAGAUUAUAACAUGGGUUGAGAACCGCAACAAUCCAGCGAUAGGAUGGUAGAUAGCAAAGAAUGAAACGGAACAAUUUUAAUCAAACCGUAUGAAAUUUAAACAAAAAUACUACCGCACACAAAACGGUAACGCGAUUGUGCGGUAGAAUGUUGCAAAACGUAGGUAGGUUGAACACACAUUAGGUAGGUGCAUAAGAAGGCGCACACACUGUAUAUAGAAAUUUUCAUAUUCUUUACUUUACUUUACCCUUCCCUUCGAAAUCAUAAUAAGCCGGAGCGCAAAUUAUUGAAUAAUUGAAACAAAAAACGUUAUACCUUAGCAGCUAUUUAGCAUGAAGUCAAUCGAUGAGACUCGUAGUGUUCGUGUGGAUCAACGAUACGCACGCAUAUUCUUACGUAUACUGCUGCACCAUUGUUGAACGCUAUGUUUGUUUUUUUUUGUGUAAAUACGAGAAAGUAACGAGAAAAGCUUUUCAAAAAACUAAAACAAACCAUAUCAACCUACGUAUCAAAAAUUGUUCUGAACAGAGUGAGAUGAAUAAAGAUU
This is a messenger RNA of Anopheles moucheti, 4549 nucleotides long. It is a transcript of the gene fw, whose product is annotated as CUB and sushi domain-containing protein 2. Lineage: Eukaryota; Metazoa; Arthropoda; Insecta; Diptera; Culicidae. The record is from RefSeq and is a predicted model, not a curated record. The coding region runs from base 1 to 3597 and encodes 1198 amino acids. The transcript has 10 exons.